AUGAUUUAUCGGAAUACGAAAAGUGUGAUAAUCGGUCGAAAUCAAAAUCCAUGGACUGAAGCAAAUCUUGUUAGUUUGAAAAAAAAUGAUGUACCAAUUCUUCGUAGAAGAAGUGGAGGAGGAACAGUUUAUCAUGAUGAAGGAAAUACAAAUUAUUCAAUUAUGAUCCCAAGAGGAAUGUUUGAUCGUAAAACUACUGGAGAACUGGUGACUCGAUCACUUAUUUCAUUAGGUUUACCUGAUAUCGGAUUAAACCAUCGACAUGAUAUUUGUUUAGGAUCAGAUAAGGUUUCAGGUUCAGCUUAUAAACUUACAAGAGAUCGAUCGUAUCAUCAUGGUACGAUGUUAAUCAACUCAAACUUAUCUCAACUUAAAGAUUUCUUAAAUCCAAAUCAAUCUCAAAUCGUUUCUAGAGCCACUGAUUCGGUUCGAUCACCUGUCACUAACCUUGCUAGCAGGUUUAGUAACCUUGAUCAUACGAGUUUUACAAACUCACUUACUCGAACGUUUUUGGAAACAUAUUAUCCUACUCUUGAUCCUGAUCUUUCGCCAGUAGUUAUAAAUUCUGAAGAACUUGAACAGGACAGUGCGAUUGAAGAUGAGAUGAAAGAACUACAGUCCUGGGAUUGGACUUUUGGUCAAACACCAGAAUUUUCAAACACGAUCCCGGUUCAGUUGUUUGGUUCCAGAUUGGACAUACAUCUUAAUAUCCGACAAGGCAAGAUACAUAAUGUUGAAUUGAUCUCGAGUUCAGUAUCUGACAGAUUUGAUCAGCAAGAGAUCACAGAUCAACUACAAAGUAUCCUUGUUGGUCAAAAGUAUGGACAACUUGAGUUGCCAAAUGAUGUUGAGUCAGAAGUGAUCAAACAGAUUGUGGAUGCAGUUGCUCAACAGAUAUAA
This is a messenger RNA of Melampsora larici-populina 98AG31, 900 nucleotides long. RefSeq lists its product as uncharacterized. Gene Ontology annotation, biological process: protein lipoylation. Gene Ontology annotation, cellular component: mitochondrion; cytoplasm. The transcript is spliced from 8 exons. Gene Ontology annotation, molecular function: lipoyltransferase activity. The record is from RefSeq and is a predicted model, not a curated record. NCBI's taxonomy places the organism in Eukaryota, Fungi, Basidiomycota, Pucciniomycetes, Pucciniales, Melampsoraceae. The coding region runs from base 1 to 900 and encodes 299 amino acids.